AUGGAAGAGCUGGCUAUAGAGAGUAUCAGCUUUUUGACAAAGCCCUCGCUGGACACAAAUGGAGCAAAAUUAGGCUCUUUGGGGGCAGUAUUUAUCAUGCUCAAAAGCGCACUGGGCGCAGGUCUUCUCAUCUUCCCCUGGGCGUUUGAGAAAGCUGGAGGAAUUCAUUCUGCUAUCACUGUGGAAAUGAUUUCUCUUGUCUUUCUGAUCAGUGGACUGGUCAUCCUGGGCUAUUCGUCUUCAAUCAGUGGACAAAACACAUAUCAGGCAGUUGUCAGAGAUGUGUGCGGUCCUGCCAUAGGCAAGCUCUGUGAGAUUGUAUAUGUCUUCAAUCUCUUCAUCAUAUCUGUUGCUUUCCUCGUCAUAGUGGCUGACCAGCUUCAGAAAUUGUGUCUCUCCAUGUAUGAGUUAAUCACAGGCUCACCAGAAUCAGAGAUGCCCUACCACUGGUACACAGACCAGAGAUUUGCUCUGUUUCUACUGUGUCUCUUCUUCAUUUUCCCUCUCUCUGUCCCUAAGGAGAUCAGCAUACAGAAAUAUACUAGUGUUCUUGGAACUCUUGCUGCUACUUACCUCACUGUAGCCAUCACUGUCAAAUACCACAUGAGGCCAGUCCAUGAGAUCAAUCUUUUGCCUCUGUACAGCAAUGGAGCAAGCUCAUGGACUUCGAUGUUCAACGUUGUUCCAACUAUCUGCUUUGGCUUUCAGUGCCAUGAGGCCUGCAUUGCUGUCUAUAGUAGUAUGGAGAACAGGAAGCUGUCCCACUGGGUCUUCAUCUCUGUGGUGUCCAUGUUCAUCUGCCUCAUCAUCUACUCUCUCACUGGAGUCUAUGGGUACCUGACAUUUGGGAAGAACGUUGCUCCUGAUAUUCUGAUGUCAUACAGUGGGGGUGAUUUAACCAUGAUUGUUGCCAGGCUGCUCUUUGGGAUUUCAAUCAUUACUAUCUUUCCCAUCAUUGUCCUACUUGGAAGAUCUGUGAUUCAGGAUCCAUUGCUGAGGCGCAGACGCAAACACACUGCUGUGACUGAUUCCUACGAGUGCCGUACCCGUGUUGCCCUGACCACAGCCUGGGUCUCAAUCACCCUUCUCAUUGCAGUCUUUGUUCCAGACAUCAGCAAAGUGAUCAGUGUUGUAGGGGGAGUCAGUGCUUUCUUCAUCUUUAUAUUUCCAGGGCUUUGCCUGAUAUUUUCUGUGCAGUCAGAGGCAAUUUCUCCUAUACUGAGAUAUCUUCUGAUUGUAUGGGGUAUGAUCUCACUUUUCUGUGGUACCUUUGUCUUUGGGCAGAGCACUUCAAUUGCAAUCAUGCAACUCUUAAGUGAGAUCUAA
Messenger RNA from Xyrauchen texanus (razorback sucker), 1326 nucleotides. It is a transcript of the gene slc38a8a, whose product is annotated as solute carrier family 38 member 8a. The coding region runs from base 1 to 1326 and encodes 441 amino acids. The transcript has 10 exons. Gene Ontology annotation, molecular function: amino acid transmembrane transporter activity. The record is from RefSeq and is a predicted model, not a curated record. Gene Ontology annotation, biological process: amino acid transmembrane transport. Lineage: Eukaryota; Metazoa; Chordata; Actinopteri; Cypriniformes; Catostomidae.